Molecule: messenger RNA, 3798 nt
Organism: Amborella trichopoda
Lineage: Eukaryota; Viridiplantae; Streptophyta; Magnoliopsida; Amborellales; Amborellaceae
Gene: CSLC5
Product: Cellulose-synthase-like C5
Cellular component (GO): Golgi apparatus
Molecular function (GO): glycosyltransferase activity
Source: RefSeq, a predicted model, not a curated record
UUCCAGACUGUGCAGUUUAUAUUUUUUUUUAUGUAUUUUGGGUAAAAUUUUUGCAGUAUAUGAAGGGGACUAGAAAACGGAACGUCCGCCAUUGGAGCUCGGAAUUGGAGAAAAUCGAGGUAAGUAGGGAUUUGCAGCUCCUUUUCUCACUCUCUCUCACUCUAAAAUACCCACCAUUUUUCUAUGUUACACUCUUCUCUCUCUCUCUGUCUCUCUCUACCCGUUUUUUAACUAUCCUUUUCAUCUCUCAAUAUUGUUUCCUUCUCUAUACAACUCCGACCUUCAUUUUUUUCGUUCGAUAUUAAACUCCAUUCUCUCUAUGUAUCCUCUAUUGGUUCUCUUUUAGCUAACAGUUGUCUCUUGGAUUUGCAGCCCCAUUCCUCAAUGUUCCUUUCUCUCUCUACAACACCCACCAUUGUUCAAUAAUUAAACUCCUCUCUCUCUCUCUCUCUCUUAAGUUUUGACUAUGGGUCCUUUAACUAUUCCCUUUUUUAAAUAUUAACCUCUCUCUCUGGAUUUGCGACCCCGUUUCUCUCUGUUCCUUUCUCUCUUUAGUCUUCAUUUGCAAUACCCACCCACAUUUUUUCUUUAUUUUAAUCUCCAUCUUAAGCUCCAUAAUCCCUCUCUUCUUUACUCCCUUUAACAGUCUUUAACUAUACAUAUAGCUCUCUCUCUAUCAUAGUUAUGGUGUUUCUCUCUCUACGUUACUCUUUAUUUGGGCCAUAUCUUGUUCUAGUUCACUACUUUAAUGCCAUUGUACUGGUUAAGCUUUAAGGGCCUCACUCACAUUGAUAAAGUAGCAUCUCUCUCAUUUCUUGUGCCUUGCCUCUCUGCGUUUCUCUCUCUUUUUCUAGGGUUUUCUAUUGCUUAGCUGGUGUUUUCUUUUUCUUUUUUUUUUCUUCUGAGAAUGUAUACGAUGGUAAAAGAAUAAACCCUUGCGGUAAGAAGUCAAUUGGAAUUGUUUGGAUCUUGAAACCCACAUGGUUUAGGGCUUUACAACUACAGAUGCCUUUCCCCAUAAUGCUGUUUUCCUUAUCUUUCUCUCUCUAAACACAUUGUAAGGGAGGGCCAAGCUUCUCCUUUUCUCUUACCUGCAUUGGAGUCUUGGAGAGAGAAAGUGGUUUUUCAAAUUGGGGUGAGCUCUUUUGUGUUUUUGAAGAGAUGGGUUCAUUAAUUGUGGGGUUCUCUCUGUGAUUUCUGCCAUCUAUGGGGCUGUAAGCUCCUGGGUUCUGGUUUUUUGAACUGGGUUUGUCCCUUGAGUUGUGCUCUGCGUAUUCCAGUGAGAGAAAAUGGCCCCAAGUUUAGAUUUUUCGGAGUGGUGGUCUCGAGAGGCUCGGAAGGGAACACCAGUGGUGGUGAAAAUGGAGAACCCCAAUUUUUCAGUACUGGAAAUUGACGACCCAGACGAGAGAUUUCCACAAGCUGAUAAAGAUAGAGGGAGGAACGCGAAGCAAUUCACUUGGGUUUUGUUGCUUAAAGCUCACAGAGCAGUGGGCUGUGUAGCUUGGAUGGCUACUGCUCUUUGGGCUCUUCUUGGGGUGGCCAAAAAGAGGUUAAUUUUCAGGCAAGGAGUAGCCGUGGAGCCUCAAAAACCACACAAAGGUCGUCUCUUACGAUUUAUCAGAGGUUUUCUUGUAAUGGCAUUGACAAUUCUGGUUUUUGAGGUGGUUGCCCAUCUUAAUGGCUGGCAUUUUCAGAGACCCAAUUUGCAUGUGCCUCGACCCUCCGAGAUCGAGGGUCUUCUCCAUUGGGUUUAUCUGUCAUGGUUGGAUUUCAGGGCCGACUACAUUGCUCCCCCAAUUCAAGCUCUUUCAAACUUCUGUGUCAUUCUUUUCCUAAUCCAAUCAGUUGAUCGAGUAAUUUUGUGUAUCGGGUGCUUCUGGAUCAAGUAUAAGAAGAUCAAGCCUACCUUUGAGGGUGAACCCUUCAAAUUGGAAGAUUCAGAGCAACCUGGUUCAGAGUAUCCUAUGGUUCUGGUUCAGAUUCCUAUGUGCAAUGAGAUGGAGGUUUUUGAGCAGUCUAUAUCGGCUGCCUGCCAACUUGAUUGGCCUAAAGACCGGGUUUUAAUUCAAGUGCUUGAUGACUCCAAUGAAGAAAGCAUUAUUGGAUUAAUCAGAGCCGAAGUUUCAAAGUGGAGCCAAAAGGGAAUUAACAUCGUUUACCGACAUCGCUUGGUUAGAACGGGGUAUAAAGCUGGUAAUCUCAAAUCAGCAAUGAGUUGUGACAAUGUCAAAGGCUAUGAAUUUGUUGCCAUUUUCGAUGCAGAUUUCCAGCCAUACCCUGAUUUCCUAAAGCAAACAAUUCCACAUUUCAAGAACAAUCCUGAACUUGGGUUGGUUCAGGCUCGUUGGGCUUUUGUGAACAAGGAUGAAAACUUGCUUACACGCCUCCAAAACAUCAACCUGUGCUUCCAUUUUGAGGUGGAGCAACAGGUUAAUGGUGUUUUCCUGAAUUUCUUUGGUUUUAAUGGGACAGCCGGUGUCUGGAGAAUCAAAGCUCUUGAGGACUCUGGAGGCUGGCUUGAAAGAACAACUGUCGAAGAUAUGGAUAUAGCUGUUCGUGCUCAUCUCAAUGGAUGGAAAUUCAUCUUCCUUAAUGAUGUCAAGGUCCUCUGUGAAGUCCCCGAGUCCUACGAAGCUUAUCGAAAGCAACAGCACCGAUGGCACUCUGGUCCAAUGCACCUUUUUCGCCUGUGUGUCCCGUCUAUAAUAACUUCCAAGAUAUCAGUUUGGAAGAAAGCAAAUUUAAUCAUGCUGUUUUUCCUUCUGAGGAAGCUGAUUCUUCCUUUUUAUUCCUUCACAUUGUUUUGUGUAAUUCUUCCCCUCACCAUGUUUGUCCCUGAGGCCGAGCUCCCAGUCUGGGUCAUAUGCUAUGUCCCUGUUUUGAUGUCAUUUCUUAACAUAUUACCAGCUCCAAGAUCCUUCCCUUUCAUUGUCCCUUACCUUCUCUUUGAAAACACAAUGUCAGUUACAAAAUUCAAUGCCAUGAUCUCUGGUCUUUUCCAAUUGGGAAGCUCCUAUGAAUGGGUUGUGACCAAGAAGGCAGGAAGGUCAUCAGAGUCUGAUCUUUUAGCAGUUGUAGAGAGAGAAAGCAAGGGAUUGAACCAUUCUCAAAUUCAUAGAGGGUCAUCAGAAAGUGAGCUUACAGAAUUGAACAAGUUGAAUGAACAAAAACAAAACCCACCAGUCAAGAAGAAGCUCAAUAAGCUCUAUAGGAAGGAGUUAGCUUUGGCUUUCUUACUCCUCACUGCCUCAGCAAGGAGCCUUUUAUCAGCUCAAGGUGUCCAUUUCUACUUUUUGCUAUUCCAAGGUGUGACUUUCCUCCUUGUGGGUCUGGACCUUAUUGGGGAGCAGAUGAGCUGAGAAAAAUAGGUUUUUAACUGUCACCCCAUGUCUUGAAGCUUUUGAUUUUCUCUCUGAAAGUACCCAAAUAAAUUUGUUGGGUUGGAAGAAGAGCGAAGUAAUUUUCUCAGAAUACCCACUUCAUUUGUCUAUGUUGCUCCUUUGAGCAAUGUAGAUUGGGCCUUGAGCCCUUUCGGUCUUUGUUAUAUAUAAGCAUUCUUAUCUGAAUUCAUGAUAGGUGUGGAUAGAAUCAGUCUUUAAUUCUUGCUUGGGUGUGCCAUCUUAUUGGUGUUCAGAUUGAACCCAUAUGUAUCAGAAAGUGUUGUUGAUGAGAGUAAAGAGAUGGGUUUUUAUUGCGCAAUUCAAUGGUUGGGAGGCCAGGGUCCCUCCCGACAGGUCAUACUGAGGUGUAAAAGAUUGUAUAUGUGAAUUGAAUUCAGUUGAUUUUAAAACUAUA